Messenger RNA from Megalops cyprinoides (Indo-Pacific tarpon), 1917 nucleotides. It is a transcript of the gene nme2a, whose product is annotated as NME/NM23 nucleoside diphosphate kinase 2a. The record is from RefSeq and is a predicted model, not a curated record. Bases 171 to 632 code for a protein of 153 amino acids. Gene Ontology annotation, biological process: GTP biosynthetic process; CTP biosynthetic process; UTP biosynthetic process. The transcript is spliced from 5 exons. Gene Ontology annotation, molecular function: nucleoside diphosphate kinase activity. Lineage: Eukaryota; Metazoa; Chordata; Actinopteri; Elopiformes; Megalopidae.
CAACCAGCUGUACACAGUCCCCGCCUACUUCGGGAUUAUAGUAUUUUUAAAGACGAAUUGGGUUUAGUGGCAACUGUCUGCACUGGAAUAGACUGUGGUGUCUGCGGCUGGGUCAUAUUACGGUAGUGUUGCCUUGCAGGUAAAGUGAACAUCUCCGCAUUUGCUGCACAAUGGCUGGAAUUGAGGAACGCACCUUCAUUGCCAUCAAGCCCGACGGCGUGCAGCGAGGACUUAUUGGAGAGAUCAUCAAGCGUUUUGAGCAGAAAGGUUUCAAACUCGUCGGAAUGAAAUUCCUCCUUGCAUCUGAAGAACUAUUGAAGGAGCACUACAUUGACCUGAAGGACCGACCGUUCUAUCCUGGCCUGGUCAGAUACAUGAAUUCUGGUCCUGUUGUUGCCAUGGUGUGGGAGGGCCUUAAUGUUGUGAAGACUGGCAGAGUUAUGCUGGGUGAAACAAACCCUGCAGACUCCAAACCUGGCACCAUACGUGGUGACUUUUGCAUCCAAGUUAGCAGGAACAUCAUUCAUGGGAGUGAUUCUGUUGAAAGUGCGAACACGGAGAUCAACCUGUGGUUCAGUCCUGAGGAGCUUGUGUCAUAUCAGCAGUGUGCAGAAAGUUGGAUCUAUGGGUAACGGCUUCAUCCACGUUGUUUAAUCCUUCCUUUCCAGUCACCGUUGAUCCCUCUGUGGAAUGUAGACGUCAGAGAUGUGGACUCACCAAUUGACUUCAAGUCACAAAUUUGGGACUUGAGUCACAAAUUAGAUGAUGCCAGACUUUACUUCAAAAAAAAAAAGAAAACUGGAAACUUGGCUUGGAGCUUUGUGACUCCAGACUUGACUUUAACUUGGAGCUCAAUUACAGGAGUUAAAAUGCUUCCCUCUCGUUACUCUGUUGAGUUGUUUUUACCUGUCUCUCCUCUGUCACGAUCGCUGCUGCUAAAACAGGAUGAUCUGUUGAAGCAUGCAGGGCGAUGCUAGUGAUGUCACCGUUCUUAAAGUUUGUUGUGUAUUUUAUUGCUUGCUUUGUUUUAUGUUUAUUUAUUAUAUGGAUGGUAAGGUAAGAAACUAGCUAAUAAACCGAGCUAAACGGGGGCAGUAUUGACUGUAUUGUAUAGAUAAGGAAACUCAAUUCAAAAUUUAGGUCUUUUUUUGUUUGUGCUUAUUUUAACUGUUUGUGGGCUUUUUAGUAGGCUGAAUAUUAAUUUCUUUGAGGGAAUCUCCAACAGACUAAUUUUUCCUUGGUGCACCUGGAAAAAAUGUAUAUAUUGCAGCAAAGUUGAUUUGUGAUUAAUUAGCUAUAAAUUAUGAACACUGCCAGCAUUGCUUCCUUAACUGGUCCUAGAUCUGGCAAGAUCAGCACCAUAACCAUAAAGACAGUAGGGCAGUCAAAAAACAUGUGCACUGUACAUGACUUAGUGGAGUGAAAAUGUCAUGGGGAGGCCUGCAGACCACACACUGUAUUUUUGGACUUGUACAUGAAACCUGUUCAAACCUGUUAGAAAAAACUAUUCCAUCAACAACAUGUAUGUGUGACAGAGAUGGUAUGCAGUCAUUCUGUUAAACAAGUGGCCCUCGAAGCGUUGCUGUGGACACUUGCUAUAUUUGCUAUGAUGUAACACACAAUUGAAGUUUGAUUUGUUCACACUAGGAAUAUUUAUUUCUCUCACAUGGUCAGUUAAACAGUUCUUUUAAUGAAUAUAUUGCAAACACAAUGUAGAUUUGAAAAUGUCCAUUGCGUUACAGUUGGUGAAAUUACCACUGAGAUGAAGACUUCACCUGACCUUACUGUUCUGACUUCAGACUUUACUUGACAUGUAAUUGUUACGCAGUACUCAUCUCCAGACUCUGAGCUUGGUACUCGCAAAGUGUGAUUUGGUACCGUGUCAUGUUGAAUUUUUAUUUUCAGUUUUGUGAAUAC